Messenger RNA from Aspergillus brunneoviolaceus CBS 621.78, 894 nucleotides. RefSeq lists its product as uncharacterized. The coding region runs from base 232 to 783 and encodes 183 amino acids. NCBI's taxonomy places the organism in Eukaryota, Fungi, Ascomycota, Eurotiomycetes, Eurotiales, Aspergillaceae. The record is from RefSeq and is a predicted model, not a curated record. The transcript has a single exon.
ACCGCCCCAGGUGGCUCGCAUGACCCCCCCUUUACUAACCUUAUACCAAUCUCUCCUACCGAGCCAGAAAACCGCUUCCCUCGAUUUGUUGCACACUUCCACCACGACACCGGCUCCAGUCUUCCAUCCCUCUCGCGCAACAACCCUUAUCUCUCCGGCGCCUCAGCCACAUCCCCAUAGUAGCCUGGACUUGAGGCCAUCACGACCCACUACUCGUCAGACACAUUGGUGAUGUUGCGAGCCACUAUGAAUGAUCCUCUUGACUCUGAGAAUGAAUACGUUAUCUACUUCAAUCUGACUCUGUUCCAAGAGAAUAAAUCUGAUCAGAAGCGCUCACGAGAUCCAGCCGAAUGUGUCCUGUGUUCUUAUCAACACGGACACGUCCGAGUUCUUCGGCAUCUAACCUUCAUCCACCAUAAAUCAUUUCCGUCUAAUAUUAGGCUUUAUCUCCUAGAGUACGAUAACGCCUGCAAGGAACAUUCUACCGAUCGACAGAAAGCCCUACACGGGUAUUCAACUGCAGACGUAACAGGAGAGCAUUGUGAUGUCAUCCCCGCGCUUAGGCCACCAAAGAAAGUUUGUUUCUGUUCAUCGAGUCAAUCCCAAUGCCUAGGCGAGAUCCUACUAUGGAAGGAGUCUGCACAGCAGGUCUUACAGCGAACGGACAAUUAUGUGUUCGAGGGUCAAAAAGCAAAACGAAAUGAGCCCAGCCCGGCUCGAUCAGGCAACCUUACGAUCUGGAGUCGUACGCGCUACCAAUUGCGCCAUAGGCCCAUUUGUUGAUAUUUAACUUGGGUUUGAUGUUCCGUGUUCCUAUAUGUGAGAUACGCUCACCAGAAUCCCGAUCUAAAAUUUGCGAGAACGCGACGAAAACUAUAGCAUUGUGGUCGGUGA